Vitrella brassicaformis is the source of this 1254-nucleotide messenger RNA. NCBI's taxonomy places the organism in Eukaryota, Vitrellaceae. The record is from the annotation of a GenBank genome assembly.
GUCGAUUAUUUCAUUGAUUCAUCGGACAGUGAAUUAAGUCAGGGCACACGCACCAUCACACAUCUGGCCAUCGGGUCAGACAAAAAGAUAAACUGACUGACUAUAGCUCCGAUCGUUGGCCAACGCACGGAUGCUCCAUCCAUCCAGCCGCCCACCGCCCACCCACAUGGAGCCCAUAAAAAGGUCAGAAAGACACACAGCCUACGCCAUCGCCAGCCCAGAGCAGUCCAGCCCCCCACGCCGCACCCGCCCACCAUCUGAUUGAUCCAUCUGAUUGAUGGAUGGAUGCAAGCAUGCAUGGCCUUUCCACCCAACCACACCCUGCUCACACACGGGUUAUGAACCCAGGCGCCACACCCCCAGGCGGCACACUUGGCUGCACACCCCCAGGCGGCACACCAGGCUGCGGCACACCUACCGCCACACCGCCGGGCUGCUGCACCGACAUCUGCACCCCCUGGGCCGGCGCCUGGGCCGGGUGCUGAUACGCAUACUGAUACCGUGGCAAUAACACGGCUGACAUGGGCCGUGGCUGCCGGAAAUCACAGCAGCAAAAGCGGAGCAGACAGAUGCCCAUCACGACAAGGCCCACUCCAAAAGCCGCUGCCCCAGCUGCCAUGGCACUCGUCCCGUCAGAUUUCUGAGCCUUGACAUCUUGCUCAGGGUUGAAGAUCUUGUAGCAAUGCGGCUUGUUGCCGCAUCGGUACCACCAAGCGACAUCCCCCUUGCCGUCCCUAAUCCUCCAGCAGUCCACAACUUGGCCUUUCUCAAACGUCUCCAGAUGCAGCGUCUGGACUGGACAGGAGCCGUCACGGCCGGGCUGUGACUUCGUCUCGGUAAUCGAGGUGUAGGGCCCAAGAAUGCCGGCCAUGAAGCUGUACGUGUACUUGUCUUCGCAGGUGACGUCAUUGUUGUCUCUGCCGCCACUUAUAGUCAUGUUCACCUCGAUGUCUAUGAUGGUGCACACUCGGCCGAGGGCUUCGAAAUCAUCAUUGGGGUUGAGGGCGUCCGCCUGGAUCUUCCGACUCGCGCCGACAGAGUAGAGGAGUACACCAAAGAUGCUGAAACAGACAGCGCUGAUGCAACAGACAACGUCCAGCCAUUGCCGCCGGGUAAGACCACACGGUGCCCACCAGCCUUGGGUCCCGGAGAACGUCGUCCACACGCACAUACUGCUGACGGAAAGUACUGCUGCACCAGCGCACUCCAGGGGGAGCCUUCCUGUCUUCUCUCGAGGGGAAGGAGGGAGAGAAC